GUAGAGCGCCCCCAAGCGUUUAACUAAAAAAUCGGUGGUCUUCAAAGCAAAAUGGCGGCCCCCAUGGAAAGCUUGAUCGUCAAAUUUUUAUGAAUCUACAAAACAUACAUCAAAGGAAAGUAAAACCGCUGAACAGGGACAGUAAGUUGUAGAUUACAGCAUGGCAAGGAGACUUCUACAUCACAACAGAUGGGGGCUCUUCAACACUGUCUCAUUCUCUAAGUCUAAAACAGUAAUCCCUUGCAGAACUGUACAUUCAUCCUCAAUCCAUCAUCAAGUACUCAGUGGUCUUCAAUUACAGAGUCACAUGCAUUCUUCUGCUGUGCUGCAGAAAGAUGACUGGAUAUUUUCAGAGAGUUUAAGACCUCAUCUUGAUAUGCAAGAUGUUUGUAACAACACAGAUCAGAUAGCUGAGAAUAUUAGACAUAGGAAAGGAGAUGCAGAUGUCUAUCAAGUGGUGGAACUUUGGAAGAAAUUUAAACACUUGGAGAAAGAGCUGAGUGAUCUUGGAAGCAGCGGAGAAGAGGAUGAUCGUUGUAGUGUCUUGAGAGGCCAGGUUAAGGAAGCAGAGAGUGAGUUCUUUCAAUCUGCAUGUAAGCUGCCUAAUAGAACGCACCCAGAUGCACCUUUUAACAUGGAUGAUGAGCCCAAGUUGGUUGCUUUAAUGGGACGGAAACCAACCUUCAACUUUCCUGUCAAGAGUCACAUUGAAUUAGGAGAGAAUCUGAACAUUAUUAGGAUCAAGAAUCUAGGUCAUAUCACAGGUCAUAGGUCAUAUUUUCUGAAGGGUGCGGCAGCCAUGUUAGAGCACGCCCUCAUACGCUUUACAGUAGAUAGACUACUAAGCAGAGGGUUCAGGGCCCUGUCAGUGCCUGAUCUCGUUCAACCACUCGUUUUUGAAGGAUGUGGAAUGCGAACCAAAGGUUUACACACACAAGUUUAUAAGUUGGAUCGAAGGAAACAUGACAGGGAUUUAUGUCUAUCUGGAACUGCAGAGGUUGGCCUAGCAGGAUACUUCAUGGAUAGAGUAUUGGACCAGACUGAGCUUCCCCAGAAGGUGUUUGCCAUCAGUCAGUGUUUUAGAGCAGAGACAACACACAGUGCAGAAGCUAGAGGACUCUACAGGGUUCAUCAAUUCACUAAGGUGGAGAUGUUUUGUGUUUCUACUGAGGGUCAGAGUGAAGGAAUAUUUAAGGAGCUCGUCAGCAUACAGCAAAACCUCUUCACUGAACUUGGUUUACACUUCCAAGUAUUAGACAUGCCAUCACAUGAUUUAGGAGCACCUGCUUAUAGGAAGUAUGACAUUGAGGCAUGGAUGCCAGCGAGACAAAGCUAUGGAGAGAUUUCCAGUGCAUCAAAUUGCACUGAUUAUCAGAGCAGACGGUUGAAGAUACAGUACAGGAUGAAUGAAGGGGAUGUAAGACACGCCUACACUCUGAAUGGUACAGCUUGUGCAGUACCUCGUAUGAUUCUGACAAUCCUAGAGUGUAACCAGCAAAGAGAUGGAAGUAUCUUAAUACCAAAGGUUCUACAGCCAUACAUGAAUGGUCAAACAAGUAUUACAAAGUCAACCAGUGGAUUGUUACACUACACUAGACUGUGAUGUGAACCAGGGCAAGAUGAGCUGCAAAGAGAUGGAAGUAUCUUAAUACCAAAGGUCCUACAGCCGUACAUGAAUGGUCAAACAAGUAUUACAUGUACAAAUUCAACCAGUGGAUUGUUACACUACACUAGACUGUGAUGUGAAUACAAAGCAAUGGAUCACUCAGGGCAAGAUGAGCAGAAAUGGGGCAUAGAAUAAGAAACAAGGUCCAAACUCUAGCAUUUCAUAGUAUAUGUCUCUUUCACAGGGCUUUUUAUAGGCAACUUGGGGGCAACUAACUGCAGUUCAUGCUGCGGGACCACUUUAUUGGUAGCAGAUGGGUAGUUUUUCAAGCAAUGUCUUACAAUUCCCAGGAAUAAUAUGUGAACAUUCCAAUGUGAAUGCCUUUUUUUCUUGGAGAUUGCCUGGAACUGGUUGCCUGUAAAUUGCCUCUUGUGACACAAUUCAAACAAUAAUUUCAGAAUUUUGGAUGUAAGUUAUUUCCUCAGCAAAUCUUACCAUCGAUCUUACCACAAUCAAAGAGUAUAGAGCACCGAAGGCGCAGGAUGAAGAAUUAGAGCUCUAUCUAUGGUUGGAAUGAGUUACAUGUGUAUGUGCACCAUUUAAUUGCUUGCAGAAAGCGCCGAUAAAAUACCUCGGAACAGGCACAAAAACCCUGCCAAAACAUCAAAUUUGGGGGGGGGGGGGUUUCACAGAAGAAUACCACCCACCAAUUUGAUGAAAUUUCCCACAGGCUAGUUGUAUGGUGUGAUGACUGAAAACUAGAUAACAAGUGAUUGAUUUAAUCUAUACCUUUAAUAAUGUUGCUCUGUACAUUGAAAUGACUAAUCUUGGUUUAAAGACGUUGUUAUUCACUAUCACUCAGCUAUCGCAAUCCCGCUCCACUUUUCCUCACCACGCACAUUACUAUCGAACACUAGUGGGCGCUGUUAGCAACUUCCAAAUCAUCCCACCACACUACACUCUUGCUGGCGGGUUGCCGUGUAGAGAAAGGCCCUCUAUCCGUGGAAUAGUUGCGAUGUGUGUAGUGUUGAGUGUGUGGGGCCUAUGGUAUUACCAUAGAGGUUGUCCAACUUAACAAGAACACCUUGCACCGAGACUAUGAAAUGACUUGAUAUCCAACACAUUACUUGAAUAAGUUCUAAUAUAUACUAUGAUAUUCCAUUAUAUUCCAUCAAAUAGCACAAUAUUAAACAAACAAUAAUCUUAAAUAAUCAUCGAGUACACUCAAAGAACAUUUUACAAUAACACCAUCAAAAUAAUCUCGACUGAGUCUUCAGUACAAUUUAUAAAGAAAUUUUGAAGAUUUGGUCUGGUUCUAUACACAUUAUCCUUAGGUCAAUCCAAAAAUUCUGUAUCUUGAAUUUUGACAUGUAACAAUGAUAUAUCUCUCACAUGAGAAGAUUUGUGCUAAGCAUGUAGUAUCUCAACCUCAUGCAUUGGGUUAGAUAUUGAGGGUGCGUUCGAAUAGCUUUGACAGGGCUCACCCGGGUCAGCCCAGUGCCCUGAUUGUGGAGUGGGUCACUUGGGGGU
Molecule: messenger RNA, 3136 nt
Organism: Asterias rubens (European starfish)
Lineage: Eukaryota; Metazoa; Echinodermata; Asteroidea; Forcipulatida; Asteriidae
Product: serine--tRNA ligase, mitochondrial-like
Exons: 12
Coding region: 161-1603 (480 amino acids)
Biological process (GO): mitochondrial seryl-tRNA aminoacylation
Cellular component (GO): mitochondrion
Molecular function (GO): serine-tRNA ligase activity; ATP binding; tRNA binding
Source: RefSeq, a predicted model, not a curated record